Botrytis byssoidea is the source of this 2404-nucleotide messenger RNA. RefSeq lists its product as uncharacterized. The transcript has 2 exons. The coding region runs from base 313 to 2019 and encodes 568 amino acids. NCBI's taxonomy places the organism in Eukaryota, Fungi, Ascomycota, Leotiomycetes, Helotiales, Sclerotiniaceae. The record is from RefSeq and is a predicted model, not a curated record.
ACUGUAUUCACCAAAAUAAAAUAAAGCGACGCGGCAACAAUAAUUAUAACAGAAGUCGCGAACUUGUAAACAUACAACCAUCCAACUAUCCAUCCAUCUAUCUUCCUUCCUUCCUUUUCCUCCUCUCCUCUUCCACAAAAUCUCCCCUCCUCAUAUCCAUAAACUACCAACAACAAUACGUUACCGAAUUUCAUUGAAGUUCACGUAAUCUGAGACACCUCCAUCUCUCAUAGUCGACCACAACUUUCUUCUUCGCAUCAACCUGCAUCUGUUGUGUAUUUCAUCAGAAACCAUCGCAAUUUCAAAAAAAAAAUGUCACUACAAUCUGCUUAUAAGCAGUUUCUAGCUUCCCCAAACCCCUCCUUGCUCGCAGCUGAUGCUUCCCUUCAUUUCAUUACAACUCUAGUCACUGUUCAUGGAGCUUCUAAUGUUGUCAAGCAUUUAAAUGGACAGAACCAUCAACUCGAGAAGAAAGAGGAAACCUUCCUAAAUACUGUUGAAGGAUACUCCUCCAUCGCCGCAGAAAUCCACACAACCAUUGAAUUCAAGACCUCGGGAGGAUCCUAUCUACCUGGACUGGAUGACAACUUUCUCGCUGACCGCACAGUCACCUUUCCAAUCAUCCAUAUCGUAAGUUUCGAUGGCAACGGAAAAAUCCAACAAAUUCGACAAAACUGGGACCAGGGAUCACUUCUUAAAUUGAUUGAUGUUAUCGGAAAGACUGGACGAAACUGGCCAAUCCGGGAUGGAAAGGAUCAAAUAAAGCUUAUCGCAUCAAGCAUCAAAAAUACUGGUACGUUAGAUGCUUCUUCGAACGUGGAUCCGCUCGCUCGCGCCAGAGGUAACUCCAAUAAUGUGUUGCGCGACCCGCACGCAAGCCUUUCCUUGUUUACUCCCCGUGAGGAUAUUGGAUCCAAGUCCCGUCCGGCCGAAGUACCAGCCAGUGUAUCCGCAAGGCCAGCACCUCGGGACUAUGAUGAUCUUUUUGUUAACAAGAAUUCCUCGACUGUAGACACUGUCCUUUCUCCAAAAGCAGGCGCUUCCAAGAAAUUCGCACCAUCUCGACUAUUCGAUGCCGAUGAGAAUGAAAACACCCCAGAUAGCCCCAUUCGCGAGAAGUCGAAGGACCCCAUGUACCGCCCAAAUCCAGCUAGGUAUGAACACUUCGAUAUCACCGAUGGCCCCGAGGAAGAGGAAUCCAUUCGACCGCCAACUGGCAAGGGUGGCAAGGGUCAACAUCAAAGUCAAUGGGGAUUUGAUGAUUUCCAAACACCGCAAAAGGUUGUUCCUACUAAAGUUCUUCGCGCAGCUGAAGUUCGCCAUUGGAGUAACAGUGAUGAUGAAGUCUUAGAUAGUCCAGUCAAAUUCAAGAAAGCCGAAAAACCUCGCAAGGAUGCUCAGACACAUUUUGAGUUCCAAGACGAUGCCACCCCUCAAAAAGAUCGUCGUAUCGUUGGAAACCCUCGUGGGCAAGGUCACAAUAAUGGACUUGGGCUCUACAAAGACAUUCUAUUUGGUGAGAAUGGAGGUGACACGCCAGUCUCAAAGAAACAUACUACAGGUCUUGCAAAUGCCAAGGACAGAACCAAGGAUUAUGAUCAUUUUAGCAUGGCUGAUGAAUCGCCAGUAACUGGACAGGCUCCUACUCAUAUGGCAGGAGAUAGGGCCAAGGCUGUGAAGAUGAUGGAUGCUAACUGGGAUACAUACGAUGAAUCACCUGUUGAGAAGAACGCCAGAAAAGAGAACGACCCUUCUUCACCAAGUCGCUCCAACGCUACCAAGGAGCCAUUGUCUGAAAUCAACACGGCUUCUAAGCGCAACCAGCAAAAUACUGGUAUCAAGACAAUGGGUGACGGAAUGGGUGGCAGCAAAGGUGCAGGCAGAAGAUGGGGUUUUGGAGAUGAUUCUGAUGGAGAGGAAGCCGGUGGUCUCAACGGUGUAGGAAGCAAAUUCCGCAAUGGUCGCCCUGGCAAAGCCCAAAAUCAAAAGGCUACUGGUGGUGAUUUCUGGGAUUUCUAGGCCAUAAAAUUCGAAACAGGAUUGCGUUGCUACUGGCUUGUUAAGCACGUAUUAUGAGAGAUGAGACUCAUGAUCAGACAAUAUUGGCUUCGAUUUUAUGUACGCUUUUUAAUGCGGUAGAAUUAGGUGUUGACAAGGUGUUUUCAAUGGAUCAUGGGUCACUACACGAUUGAGAUGAUCUGUCUGUCUGAUUUCGUUUUUUUAACGGGUUCUUGAGUGUGUUAUCUUCUACUUUGAGGGAAUAGGGAUUGGUUUAUUCGUGUCUCUUCGCAGAUGCGCAUGUGGGUCAGUGUAGUGGAGGAGUUGAGGGGAUCCGCCGAGUGUAUUCUUUUGGCAGCUAGUUUUAUUCCGAAGAUAUCAAAAAUGCAAGGAAUUAUUUUAUCGA